AUGUGCGCAUCGCAAGACAACCAUCAUGUUGUGCACAUUGGCGGGGCUCAGUUUGUGCCGCCGGUGAUGACGCAUUUUGCGCACGUCUCGAAUCUGGCGGGUGCGCUAUCGUCGCCGAUCUCGGAAUCGUCGUCGUGCUCAUCGCGCGUGCACUCGCGCUUCUCGUCGUCGUCGACGAGCGCUUCUUGCGAGUCCGAGCCGGAAUCGCUGCAAGAGUGGGACGCGCUUCAGGCACAUGUGGCGUACGCCCGACGCAUGGCCGACCACACGGCGCACAUGUGGCAACGAGAAAGACUCGCCAUCGAAAAGGCCAAGUUGCAAGGCACCUAUACCGGCAAUAUCACAAGCAGGCAGAAUGGCAACGCUAGACCACCGACACACCACGACUCGAAAUCCUCUUCUCCCUCCAACACGCAUAGCAAACACUCUCACAAACUCAAACCUUUCGCUGGCUUGCUCAACGCGCUCUUCUCCCCCUCGAACCACUCGCCACCCCCCCGCUCAAGGUCCAGCCGUAGAUCGGUCUGA
Molecule: messenger RNA, 528 nt
Organism: Mycosarcoma maydis (corn smut)
Lineage: Eukaryota; Fungi; Basidiomycota; Ustilaginomycetes; Ustilaginales
Exons: 1
Coding region: 1-528 (175 amino acids)
Source: RefSeq, a predicted model, not a curated record